AUGGCGGGUCACUACGAUGAUUCAGGUCAGCGCCAUUCCGACGUUCGCUAUCAGGAGGCAUAUAAUCCUUACGGCUCAGGGGAUCCAUAUUAUAAUGGCUCUCAAGCAGCUUUUGGGAAUAUGCCAGAGAAGAAAAAGACAGGCACUAGCCCAUGGGUCAAGUUUGGUAUCCCAGUUCUCAUUGCGGUUAUUAUCGCAGCAGUCGUUGGAGGUGUAGUCGGUUCGCGCAACAGCAAGUCGGAUAAUGCCGCCACGUCUGGCAACUCGGGCACGGGAUCGGGCGGGGGAAAGAACGGCAGCCCCGCAGCCGAGAGCUCUGCGGCCAGCGUCAAGAAUGCGAUUGGCAGAUUUGCUACCGCCACGGACAGCAUGAGCAAUCCUAUCUAUCCCUCUACGACAAACGCUGCCGCGUUUACGGCUCCCACAUUUGGCGCAUCGGGCAAUUCCGCCCUCUCUUGGCCAGUUGAUUCCUUCAAGCCCUCCAACCCUUCAGCAACUUCUGUCCGCCCCGAUCGUCCCCGCAUUGUCGCCCCUGCCUAUAAGUGGGAGGCGCUUCCUGCCCUUAUUAAGACCGACCCUUACCUCAAGGGCUGGAACGAGACUAUUUUUAGCAAUGCACAAACCUACUAUGAUCAGCCCGUCAAGGCCUACUUUAUGGAUGGUGGUAACGGUAUUCUCGAUAUUGCUCGUGAAAUCAAGGUGCGUGUAAAGGCCUGGUCCUAUGCCUAUCGGAUGAGCAAGGACACCAAAUGGGUAGACCGUACUUGGAGGGAACUCGAAAAUGCGGCCGGCAAUACUACUGCCGGGUUUGGUCCAGCCAGCGACCACUGGAACACAAUGCACUUCCUCGAUGUUGCCGAACUCACCAAUGCGUUCGGUAUUGGCUACGAUUGGAUGUAUGAUGCCUGGACUGCUGACCAGCGCAGCGCGAUCAUGUGGACGAUCAUCAAUGUCGGUCUCAGCGCGGGCGUUGCCUCGUAUAACGAUCCCACCUCUCAUGGCAAUUUCGGUUGGUGGCAAAACGGCAUCAAUGGCAACUGGAACUGCGUUUGUAACGGCGGUCUCACAGUCGGCGCUCUUGCCAUUCUUGGCGAUGAUCCGACAGGCACGGCCGAGACCAUGCUUGGCUUGACCAUCCCCAACGCCCAGCAAAAUUGUGCAUUUGGCCCUUCGUCCGACGGCACCUGGUCCGAAACACCCAACUACUGGUAUUUUGGAACCACCGGUCACGCUGAGAUGUCCUCCGCUCUUCUCACCGCUACUGGCAGCACAUACGAUCUUCCCGUCCCAGAUUACAAUCUCACCGCCUUGUAUCACAUGCAUGUUUAUGGCCCGGUUGCCAAGUUCGAUUAUGGCGAUACUGGCCCAAACAAGUUCAGUGCUACUGCCAACUCGAUGAUGUUCUACGGUUCAUACUUUAACGAGCCGCGCUACACUCUCUUCCAGCGUGACCGUGCUGAUGCGGCUGAGCCCUGGUCCAUGUUCUGGUAUGACCCCUCGGUCAGCGGUGCAUUCUGGGAUGGCAUGCCGCUCGACCACUACUUUGACAAUGGUCUCGAUCAGUGGGCAGCUAUGCGCACCAGCUGGACUGACAACAAUGCCCUGUAUGCUGCAAUCAAGUCGGGUAAUCACACUGGUCAUCAAACUCACGGUGAUCUUGAUGCCGGUACCUUUGUCCUCGAUGCUAUGGGCCAACGUUGGGCUGGUGAACUCGGUAACGGCGAUUAUCUUUCGACGGGCUAUUUCCAGAAUGAAAAGCAAGACAGUCAGCGCUGGCUUUACUACCGAAAGCGUACCGAGGGUCAAAACACUUUAGUUGUCAACAACGAUAACCAGAAUGUUAAUGCUCAACCUACCGUCCAGUAUGGUUCUACACUCGAUAAGCAAGGCUCGAGCACCGUCUACGAUGUUGGGAGCGGUUCGACUGCGUUCUUUACCACCGACUUGACCACCACUUAUAAUGGACAAAACAUCAAGCGUGGCAUGCGACUCAUCAAUGGACGUAAACAAGUGCUUCUUCAAGACGAUCUUUCUAAUGUGUCCCAAUCUGUUGAGUGGCGCAUGCAUACCAACGCCACUGUCACCAUCGAUAGUGCAGGAACCACUGCCACUCUCGAGCUUGGUGGCCAGAAGAUGGAAGUCAAGCUCCUUAACGCUGGGCAAGGUGUCGUGUUCAGCACCAAGGAGGCCGUUCGCGCAUCCACCGAUCCGGCAUUCCCUCCUGGACAAACCGACCAGCCCAACCCUGGUGUAACUGUGCUGUGCAUUACUCUUGCCACGGGCGGAACACAGAGUUUGCAAGUAUUGUUCAACCCACAAUGGUCUGGUAUGUCUGCAUCGGACUUCAAGACGCCCGCAAAUGUACCCUUGGACCAAUGGUCAGUGACAAGUCAUAACUGA
Molecule: messenger RNA, 2400 nt
Organism: Rhizoctonia solani
Lineage: Eukaryota; Fungi; Basidiomycota; Agaricomycetes; Cantharellales; Ceratobasidiaceae
Product: heparinase II/III family protein
Exons: 4
Coding region: 1-2400 (799 amino acids)
Molecular function (GO): lyase activity
Source: RefSeq, a predicted model, not a curated record